AAAGCACCCAAUUUUUCGGGGUCUCGCUCACUCGGACCGUGCAGUACGAGGAUGCUUCUUUUAGGUUUAAUGUGCAGGUCUGUUGGGAGAAAUGGGGGCUUCCUGGGCGAGAGUGUGGCUCACCUGUGGCUUGAUUUUCAGCAACAGAUGACUUUCUAAAAGAAGUAAGCUCAAGCCUAGAUCUACAUAUAUUCUGUAAUAGACGUGUGUGGAACUUGAACAUUCUGAAGGUAAGAUUCGUCAUUUGUACCUUAACACUCACACAUAGACACACCAUUUCUGAUUCCAACAAUUUUCAUGGUAACUAACGAGAGGAGUGUAAGGCAUCUGGUUUGGAUUUCCUGCCUCUUGAGCCAGCUUUGCCAACUAAUGUCAUUUGGCAAUCAGUGUCACCUCCCUCUUCAGGUCUUUUUUGCUCUGUUUCACCCUCACUCUUGUGCUCCGUCUUGUACGAAUCCACAUUCCAUUCCCAACAUAAAUUCCUUAAUGGUUUAACGCCUUAAGUUACCUCACAAAUCAGGAUCUUCAUGUCGAGGACCUUGUCCCAGACCACCACCACCGACCGAACGACCGACUUUUAAUGUACGAUUUCAUCCAUCUGGAUCCUGAGCGAGCCAAAGUCAUGGUAGUUGUUAAAGAGCAUCUGUGCAUCAACAAUUUUCCCCCUUCCCUAUAUAGUAUGUACUCUAUGCCAAAGUAGCUCAUGAAUGAGAUUCUUUCUUUCAGUUGCAGCUGCUCCUUACCUUCGGCAAGCUCUCGUUGAUCAUCACCCUCAUCAACGGCAUCUUCUGGCCCAAGAGUGUCUUGAGGGGGGAAAUCAUCUUCCUUUUUCCAUCCAUUCACUCAUCCAGCUAUCUAGCCACCACCCACUUAUUCUAUAUGCUUUUGAGUUUGUCGGGAUCAGAUCGAUGGAUCCCUAGCCAUAACGAACGAGCCGAAGGGAGACACAGAGUACCCUGCGUAUGAGCCGUGUUGAUAGACCAACAUCACGACAAAGACGGCGACGGCGACGACGAAUUGCUCACCUAAGCGAAACGGAACGAACAAGGCGGAUCGAGGUCCACGGCUGAGAGAAACGCGAGGAGCUCCACAAGCACCAGGAGUACCAGUAUCUCCAGCAGGAAGAUGCCAAGAAGUUUCCUCAUUACCAGAGAUUAUUGCUCGGGAGAACAAAAGCUCCAGACAAUUGGCGAUGGAAAUAACAAUGGGAAUGCAUUGCUCGCCGCAUCUACGGGAGACAACAAAGAUGCGAAACCUCCUAUGCACAAGUCAUCAAGAUUGUCUGGGAUCAAGCGGAAAAGGCCACAAAGAGGCAGAGGACGCCAAGAUGAUCCCGGUAGCGCCUCCUCGUAUUCCACCAUCAAGUCGAGAAGUAAGCCAAAUAAGCCCUUGGAGAAGAUUAAUGCCGUAGGAUCAACCAAAACUACUCAGGAUUUGAAGACUGAAGCAGACGAGAACGUCAGCGGAGCUGUAACCAAAGAUGGUGACUUUGAUACAAAUGGGGCGCAAAACGAACUCAAGGAGGAUGAAUCUCGUAAAAUUGAUACCAUGGCAUUGGACCCAGCUGUUGCUUCUUCCAAAGGUGGAACAGAAUCAGGCCACGAACCCACUGACAAAAUAACGGUUUCCACCAGUGAAUCUAAAGAUGGAGAGGCUUUAGAUAUGGUUCGAGCAGACCAUGACUAUAUCGACUUGUUGGUCGAUGUUAAAGACGAAACUGCCGAAAUCAACACAAACAACAACAACAACAACAACAACGAUCUCUUUAAUCUGAACCAAUUGGCGGAGGUCAGUUUGGCCGAGGAGGGCAAAUUAGAAGACGACAUUCUGGCGGCUAAAAUCCAAGAAGUGCGAAUCAAACAAGCCAAUCCCCCCACCACUCGUACGAUGAAGAUCGUUGUACCUGAAAACGCCAGUCACAUCAUUAUAUGUACAAAAGAUAACCCGGACGGCGACCACAAAGUGCUUGAUCUAGCCAAAGUGGGAAAAGUGAGGCGUUCAAGUUCCAAAUCGAAUCCACCGGUUGUGGGCGGGGAAUUUGUUUGCUCAGAUUGUGGGAAAAAGUACAGCACAUCAAGCAAUCUGGCCAGGCAUAAACAAACUCACAGGUCCUUGUCUGACAAGAAAGCGAAGAAAUGUCCGCAUUGCCACAAAGUGUACGUGUCAAUGCCAGCUUAUGCCAUGCAUCUUAGAACCCAUAAUCAAAUGUGUAAAUGUCAUCUUUGUGGAAAGUCAUUCUCAAGGCCUUGGCUCUUGCAAGGCCAUAUUCGAACGCACACAGGCGAGAGACCGUACCAAUGUGAUGUGUGCCAUAAAGCCUUUGCCGACAAAUCCAACCUCCGAGCCCAUACUCAAACACACUCGACCAAGAAACCUUUCAUUUGCGAAACAUGCGGGAAAACGUUCGCUUUGAAGUCUUACCUUUGUAAACAUGAGGAAUCUUCGUGUAAUGGCAAGCAACCUCGAUGAACACGGUCGGAGCGUCGCAUGGUCUAUCUACAUACAACUUGAAAUACACAAGA
Molecule: messenger RNA, 2522 nt
Organism: Tigriopus californicus
Lineage: Eukaryota; Metazoa; Arthropoda; Copepoda; Harpacticoida; Harpacticidae
Product: zinc finger and SCAN domain-containing protein 2-like
Exons: 5
Coding region: 1126-2469 (447 amino acids)
Biological process (GO): regulation of DNA-templated transcription
Molecular function (GO): DNA-binding transcription factor activity, RNA polymerase II-specific; RNA polymerase II cis-regulatory region sequence-specific DNA binding
Source: RefSeq, a predicted model, not a curated record